GUUCAACUCCUCCUCAAAAGACAGGGUUGCUUUUAAUAUUUAAACCCUGAACCAAAGGAGAAACGUUUCUUUCAAGUUAUUAGCUCCAUCUUAUAGCAGUCGUCAUUAUAUUCACAGAGCACACACUAUUUCUAUCGGAUACUUUUUGACAAUUAUGCGACGGACUGUAACUUUGAACGGACCCUCGCCUUGGGGUUUUCGACUUGUCGGAGGACGGGACUUUAGUACACCGUUGACGAUUUCGAGGAUAACACCUGGGAGUAAAGCAGCUCUGGUGGACCUGUGCCCUGGAGACACCAUCUUGGCCAUCAAUGGGGACCGUACCGAGACCAUGACACACAUGGAGGCCCAAAACAGGAUUAAGGCCUGCACAGAGGAGCUCAUCUUAGAUAUCAGCAGGUCUGAAAAGAAGAGCUUGUCUCCAACUGUAAUAGAAGACUACAGGACAACCCCAUGUACAGGAGUGGUGGAGUCUGAGUCACAGAACUUCCGUCCAAUCAGCAGUGGAUACAGCACUACUUCCAAAAGCCCAUCCCCCAAAAGCCACGUUCCUCAUGUGCCUCUUAACAAUGGCAACUCAAGACCUCUGCCACAGUACAACAACCCAGCCGGCCUGUAUGCACAUAACAAUGGUAACACUGCCUUACCCAAACAAAUGGCUGGUCUCAGCCUCAGCUCUCCACACAGUCCGGAACCACCACUACAUUCUCCAGGCAGUGGAAAUGGUUUUGACGUAGAGUCUGAUGUGUACAAGAUGCUACAGGAGCAUGAGGAGCCCAUGUCGGCACCCAAGCAGUCCGGCUCUUUCAAGUACCUACAGGGUAUGCUGGAGGCCCAAAAUGGAGGCAUUUCUCCAACAGACCGACCUGGGUUGAGGGGCGUAAGAUCGCCAGUCAGGUCCCCGGUGUCUAAGCUGAGCAGCCCUGUACAUAGCCCCAUUAGCCCACUCGCUGGUUUACAACAGCUGCCCCAAUGUACACGCUGUGGGAAUGGCAUUGUGGGUACCAUCGUCAAGGCCAGAGACAAACUUUACCAUCCAGAGUGCUUCAUGUGUGAUGACUGCGGCCUCAACCUCAAGCAGAGGGGCUACUUCUUUAUUGAGGACAACCUGUACUGUGAGACCCAUGCCAAAGCCCGGGUGCAGCCCCCCGAGGGCUACGACGUGGUGGCUGUCUACCCUAACUCCAAAGUGGAGCUGUUGUGAUCACUCCUGUAAACCAGUGGUUGCCAAUUCCAGUCCUGGGGAUCUACUUUAACACAACUGCAUCAAAUCAGCUGGCCCA
Messenger RNA from Electrophorus electricus (electric eel), 1283 nucleotides. It is a transcript of the gene pdlim4, whose product is annotated as PDZ and LIM domain 4. NCBI's taxonomy places the organism in Eukaryota, Metazoa, Chordata, Actinopteri, Gymnotiformes, Gymnotidae. The record is from RefSeq and is a predicted model, not a curated record. Gene Ontology annotation, cellular component: filamentous actin; adherens junction; stress fiber. Gene Ontology annotation, biological process: muscle structure development; actin cytoskeleton organization; heart development. Gene Ontology annotation, molecular function: actin binding; muscle alpha-actinin binding.